CGGUUCUAUUGGGGGACUGCAAGAGAAAACAAGAGCGCUAGGCUAGCGCGGAACACUGACACGCCACGCAUCACGGAACGGCAAGGGGCGGAAAUCGAGGAUCUAAAGGAGUGUGCUGUGUGGUUGCAGAAUCAAUACCACUGGCAGGAUUUCGAGGAUGGAGUGGUGGGGGAAAAGAGAGCAAUGCUCGGAGGUUUGGGCCCUUCCUGCAGAUCUCUAAGUGACAUCUCUGUUUGGAUCCGCUGCGGGAGCGUUGGACCGGUGGGAUCAGGGCGAUUUGGCGACCAAUUGCAACGGGCCGACAACUCGCAGAGUGCUGCCAAUUUUGAUAUGACGAUCGAGUGCCGUUGGGCUGUUGGUGAGUCACUGUUCUCGGAAGAAUGUGGGCUCACGAUGUUACUGCAGGUGAGACUGUCUUUUUCUGCCAAAGAAACCUCUGGUGGAUGGUCAGAACUGCCUGCAAAGCCCAGGGGGCAUGAGGGAAAGCAGAGCCUGCCAGACGCGAAAAAGAUGGUCCUCAUGGGCGCUAAGACGGUUCGCAUAGUUUUCCAGGUCUGCAUGGCCUGCUCAUGCCUGCUACUGUCAGCAGUCCUGAAAUGGACGACAUCACCGAGGACUUCACUGCGGAACAAGAGACUAUGCUCGCUGAACCACGCAAGAGCAACAUGAACAUCACGUCCACUACUUCAGAGUCGCGUCACGCAGUUGGCGC
Messenger RNA from Suillus subalutaceus, 712 nucleotides. RefSeq lists its product as uncharacterized. Bases 184 to 669 code for a protein of 161 amino acids. NCBI's taxonomy places the organism in Eukaryota, Fungi, Basidiomycota, Agaricomycetes, Boletales, Suillaceae. The transcript has 5 exons. The record is from RefSeq and is a predicted model, not a curated record.